Messenger RNA from Aplosporella prunicola CBS 121167, 4398 nucleotides. RefSeq lists its product as uncharacterized. The record is from RefSeq and is a predicted model, not a curated record. Lineage: Eukaryota; Fungi; Ascomycota; Dothideomycetes; Botryosphaeriales; Aplosporellaceae. Gene Ontology annotation, molecular function: GTP binding. The transcript has 5 exons. The annotation marks the transcript as partial.
UCGUCGCCUGGGGAAUCCUCGCCCUUUGGCCCGGGUGGUUCCAAGCAUCGUUUCUGGCAGGCUCGCGACCCAAACUCCCCGGGUCUUCACGACUCUGAGAACGGCACCGACGCCGACCGCAUCCUUUCCCCUAAGCGCAACUCGAUCGAGAACCUCAUGAAGGCCUCUCGCGUCAAGAACAGCAGCAUAUUUGCGCGCGAGCAAAAGACAAAGUACGACCCCAACUCAUUACCGGUCGUCGAACGUCCACUCGCGUCUAACCGUCCUCUUAGCAACCAAGGAAGCUUCCUGAGCAGUGGCACCGGCUCGAUAAGAGGCCAUUCGCGCGGCAACAGCACCGGCGAUAUCCCUCAAAGCAAACUUAGCAUGUCGCCGCCCAAGUCCAGCUCACCAGCUAAGGCACCAGGUUCUCCCAUAAAAUCUUCGCUCAACAAAAACGGUCGGUACAGCCAAGGUGGGCACUACAACGACGAGGAAGGCGUCCUGUCCUCGGAUGAUGAGCACGUCGGUGACGGACCGAGUCGACCGCUGCGCCGGCAUGCGAAGAGCGUCACCUUUGAUGCCAAGCCCCCAGUUGUCAAUGAGUACGAGAUGAUCACCCCGGACCCGUCUCUGGCUUCGCGUGAAGGAAGUUUCAUCUCCGAUGACGAGGAUGAGGAGGACGACGACGGCUUCGAUCCGGACGAGUCCUUGGACAGGGACGACAGCUUUGACGCUUCUCUUGAAGAUACAGAAAAAACGCCCGUUGUUCUGCCCGGAGACUGGCGGCACAUGGACCAAGAAGCUGCAAACAGUUCGCUCGCUGACACGUACGACGAUCAUUACGAUGAUAGUUCUUCGCCCCCAAGGGCCUUCUCACACAGGUCAAACUCUGAAUCUGAAAUGCGUCCUCUUCCGCCUCUUCCGCCUCCUCAAGAGUCUCCUCACGGCAGGCCUGGAUCUAGCACCGGCCUUUCUGCCGCUGCAGAGUUUGCAUCCUCUGUGCGUCGUCGGUCGUUGCCGUCGCCUCCUGGAGCAGCAGCAUUCUCGAAAUCUGACAUCCUCAACAUGAGCAACAACUCCAUGUCUUUGGAGGAUCGGCUCCAGCUUAUGGGGCUCGAUAGCUCUCGUGAAGAAACGCCCACUGUUGAGGAUAAGCACGAUUCUGCAAGAGACAGCGAGAGUGACAAGGGUGAUGUUGAGGCAGUAGAGGAUGCUGAAAGGCAUGAGGAGUCUACCGCUGAGGGCGGCGAAGGAAACGACGACGAUAUUAAGUUCCCGCUUAUCUCCAGAGAGUCCAUCCUCGAGAAGGUCAAAAGCCAGAAUUUCGAUGAUUACGACUUCAGCGCGGAACCUUCAAUUGCGGAUGAUAGCGAGGCUGAGGUGGAUUACGAUCCCGAUGUUCCCAUUCCUUCUCGCGAGGCGUCUUCGCAAUUUGAUGACAUGGUUGCCGAUACUCCAGUCAACGAAGAGCAGGACGAUGGCGAGACGGAUCUGCAAUCCAUUCCUGAGUUCCGCAGCGCCGAGGGGUCUCCGAUUCUGAGCGACGGCGGCGGGCUUGAGAGGUCUUCUUCUGUCAUUCGUCAUGAUGUCAGCGGGUCUGAUGUCGAGGACGAUGAUACCAGUCGCUACUCUGAUCCUCAUUCGGAGCCGGAGGAGCAAAAGGUCCAGACCAGCAGCACCGAUGAGGACGAUGGUCCACCGACUCCUAGGGCUCAAGAGGUUAUCGCAUCUUCCGAAGGUGAUAUCGUUCCCAAGAAGGAACACCAGAAGGUAUCUUCCACUUUGCCCGACUUUGGUUCAUUCUCCAACGAAGAUGAUUUCCACCUCCAGCUUCAGUCGUAUCUCGGCAAGUCUCGGACUGGUCCUUCUCCUUUGGAUUCCGUGCCUAAGCUUCAGGCUGAUCCAGACUUCCUUCAACGUGCAUCCACUCCCCAGGAGGAUGAGUCUGACGAAGAAGAGCCCGGUACUCCUGACUCCGUCAUCAGACAUCCUAUUGAACCUGAGGAGCAUGAGUCAGAGGAGGAGGUCGACGAGCCCGUAGCGACCAUCAAGGCGCCCGGUGGUACGCUGAAAACCCGGGCCUCUGCUACACCGGUCGAUUUCCAUACCAUGGCGCAAACUCGGAGGCAGGUUAGUGGCGGGUAUCCGUCUAUGGAACAACAAGAUUCAGACGAGGAACCCUCUGAGCUCUCCCACGUUUCCGAGGAAACCUCCACCGAGGGUGAGGAUAGUGCGGAGAACCGCCGCGAAAGCUUCAAGAUGAAGAUCGACCUCCCGGUUGGUGACAUUGGUGAAGACUUGAGCUUCGACCUUGACCGCGAAUUCGACCGGGUCGUCGAGCAGCAAAAGGUACAAGAAUUGACCCCAGCACCACAUUACGCGGGUUUAAACGCCUCGGCAACUGCGCAAUCAGGUCAAAACUCUUAUAGUCAUGGCAACAUACCUGCUAACUUAUAUACGCCCACGCGUCCACAGAAGGGAUAUCUUAUGCGCCAGAACACUAAAGUCGUCGUCGCAACUAGCCGCAAGUUUAGUGACGAGGUCGAUCCUCCUCGUGGCUUGGUGCCUCCACCAGGUGCCAAGACUGGAAAUCGUAGCUCGAGCAAGGGAACCCGUGAUCGCAGCCAUACAUGGACGACUGAGCCUUGGAAUGGUAAGACAAGACGUAAGAGUUUUAGGAACGUCUCUAGUGGUCAGUUCAACCAGUCGAAGGCUGCUCCUGGCCCUGCGCCGCCGCUUCCGGGCCAAGAAAGCAACGUUUCUUCUGGCGCGGGUGACAUGUCCAUGAUCGACGAGAAUGAGGAGAACAUGGAGAGGGGUAGGUUGUUUGUAAAGGUUGUUGGUGUCAAGGACCUUGACCUACCUUUGCCGAAGACUGAGCGGGUUCCGUUCCAACUUACGCUCGACAACGGUCUUCACUGUGUCACCACUGCUUGGCUUGAGCUCAACCGCAGCUCGCCUAUUGGACAGGAGUUUGAGCUCGUCGUGUUGAACGAUCUUGAGUUCCAACUCACUCUCCAGACAAAGUUGCAGCCCCCACCAAAGCCGAAGGCCGCGCCUGCUGCACCUGCUCCGGCUCCUCCCAAGCCCACCCACAAGAAGACGAACUCCGCCUUCGGCCGUCUUCUUACUUCUCCCAAGAAGCGUAGGGAGAUGGAGCGUAAGCAGCAGGAGGAAAUUGAGCGCGCAGCUGCUCUUAAAGCUCAGCAAGAGCGCGAAGCGGCUGCCGCCGCCAAGCGGGCCAAUGCCAACCCCACGGCCUGGGACUUGCUGCACGAUCUUGUUGCCGUUGAUGGCUCGUUCGCCCGCGCCUACGUAUGCCUCAAGAACCACGAGCGCCAGGCCUACGGGCGCCCCUUCGUGGUCGACAUUCCUUGCUUCAACGAGUGGGCUGUGGAGAGCGACCCCAACAUCGCAAGCUCAGUCAAGAGCAAGCGCGGUGGUGUCGUGAGAAGGCCGCCUUACAAGGUCGGCAAGCUUACGCUGCAACUGCUGUAUGUGCCCAAGCCCAAGGGCGCAAAGGACGAAGACAUGCCGAAGAGCAUGAGCGCUUGCAUCCGUGAGAUGAAGGAGGCAGAGGAGAUCAAGAGCAGAAUCUUUGAGGGACACCUUAGCCAGCAGGGUGGUGAUUGCCCGUACUGGCGUCGCCGCUUCUUCCGUCUCUCUGGAACCAAGCUGACCGCUUAUCAUGAGACGACGCGUCAACCACGCGCUACAAUCAACCUGGCUAAGGCCGCCAAGCUCAUUGAUGAUCGGUCAACACUGACUCAGCCAACCUCUUCUCGGAAUGGUAACCGCCGCAAGUCAGGCUUCGCCGAGGAGGACGAGGGAUAUGCCUUCGUGGAAGAAGGUUUCCGUAUUCGCUUCGGCAAUGGCGAGACCAUCGAUUUCUAUGCCGACAAUGCGGAGCAGAAGGAGGCUUGGAUGAAGGUUCUCUCCGACACUGUGGGCAAACAGGCUCCGAGUGCAGGCUCGAAGGCUUGGACGGAGCUGGUCUUCCAAAAGGAGAAGGGCGAGCGUUCGUCUGGUCGGGUGCCUUCGUACCACCGUCAACAAGCUCAGUUCCAGUCUCAGCAGGCUCAGGCUCAACCUCCACUGCCGAACUCGGGCAAGGCACCCGCACAAGCACCCUCAUCCGUACCCGCACCUGCACAGGAUAGGGAGGAGCAGCCCCCGCCUGUCCCGCAAAAGUUCGACCCUGCUCGUCCUAGCGCCUUUGAUCAUACGCGUCCCCUCUCGUACGAUCCCACUCGCCCUGGCAUGUACGACCGCUCGACGACCAGGUCAACCGGCAACGCCGACAAGCGCAGGAGUGAGAUGCUCCCGUCGUCGAUGGACAAGACGCCGAAGCACCACACGGUGGGUGGGACGAGGACGAGCGGGCGUAGAGGCGAGGUCAAGUCGAUGAUCUUUUAA